AUGUCGUUGUGCCAGGGCAGUGCGAUGCAGAAGCUGAUUGCGAAGACCGAGGGGCCGAUGGCGGGUGUCGGCCGGGUCGGUGGGUUUAACAGGCCUAGUGGAGGGCUGGGGCAGAGUUCUGCAGAGCAGCAGCUGCAGGCGCGGGCAGGCGAGCGCGCGUCGCAGAACCGUUUCAUGGCGGUGCUGGAGCCGCAGCGCGAGCUGGGCGGGCGCAUGGCGCGCGGUGACGGGCUGCAGGCGGACUGGGUGCGGCAGUUUUCGAGCAUGCAGGUGGAAGACCCGCUGGCGUUCUCGGCGGAGUAUCAGCGCGCGUACGCCGGGUACGAGCAGCGGCAGGCGGCGCGGCCGGCAGCGCGGGUGCUGGGCUACGGAGGCAGCAUGUUCAUGCCUACGAUGCCGCAGCAGCAGUUGCAGCAGCAGGUGGCGCCGCAGCAGACGGCGCAGGCCGCGCUGCAGGAGGCCGAGCUAGAGCGCUACCUGGAACGCGAAUUUGAUGUUCUUGAGGGCGAGCUAGCGCCGCCCGAGGUGCCGGAGGCGCUGUCGGCGCCGCUGCUCGACCACGAGCAGCUCGGCUUCCAGGAGUCGGCCAAGGCCAUCUACGCGACGCUGUCCGCGCCGAUACACAAGGACAAGUUCGGCGCAUCGAAGUUUAUGGGGCUAAUGCGCCAGGUGAGCACGGGCGACGUUACGCUCAGCAAGUCGGAGAGCGGCUACACCGGGUUGCACAUGACUGCGGGUGGGGAGGCCGUCGGUGCGGAGUACCGUGCGGUGACCGAUGAGGUCGUGCAGGUGCCCGAGGUCGCGGCUGCGCUUCCGCUGGCCGGCGAGGAGCGCUCCCUAGCGAGUCAGAUGGAGGAUCUGUUGAACAAAGUGGACAUCGCAGGCCUGUCCUCGAACGAGGCGGCCAUGCGGAUCCUGAGCUAG
Eremothecium gossypii ATCC 10895 is the source of this 924-nucleotide messenger RNA. RefSeq names its product Pex21p (gene PEX21). The transcript has a single exon. The coding region runs from base 1 to 924 and encodes 307 amino acids. NCBI's taxonomy places the organism in Eukaryota, Fungi, Ascomycota, Saccharomycetes, Saccharomycetales, Saccharomycetaceae. The record is from RefSeq and is marked provisional.